ACAUUAGACCGUUGGCGAAGUGACAUGUAAUAUGUUUUCUAUUUUGAUGUUACGAUUAUAUUUGCUUUCUUCCGUUCAGCACUUUCAUGUUCUCUUCUAAGCUCUCGAAGUAUUUCAUUAUUAACACCAUUUUUUAACCCUAGUCAUAGCUGUUGGCAAUUGGCCCACUGUUAUUUUGUCAAAUAAAUGGGCUGGAUCUGAAUUUAAAAAAAAAAAAAAACUCCCUCAUUGACAAGAAAAACCCUAGGAACUAAAAGUAAACUCACGAGAAGAUCUUCUUAUCUCUUACUGCCGAUUACCGUUGGGGGCUUUCCCCAUCAGUUUUUCUUUUCUUUUCCUCCAGCAACUACUUUAUCAGAGGUUGUAGACGAUCGCCGACGCCGCUGCCACCGCCGUGUAUCUUCUUCCUUUCUUUUUCCUUUCGAUUUCGCCGGAUCUGAUCCGUGUCCAGUGUCGGAUCGUGUCGAACUGUAGAGUCCGGGUGCCGGAGGUGACGAGGAUGGAAGGUAAUGGAAAUGGAAUACCAACCGGGGACAAAAUCAUAUUGAGGGGCUUGAAAUUUCAUGGUUUCCAUGGAGUAAAGCCUGAAGAGAAAAAACUGGGUCAGAAGUUCUUGGUGGAUGUAGAUGCUUGGAUGGAUCUUCGGAAAGCCGGUGAAUCUGACAACUUAUCGGACACCCUUAGUUACACCGAUAUUUACCGGAUAGUGAAGGAAGUUGUGGAAGGGCCAUCUCAUGAUCUUUUGGAAUCAGUGGCUCAAAUGAUUGCAUCAAAAACCUUCACAAAUCACUCUCAAAUAUCUGCAGUUCGAGUAAAGGUUGGGAAGCCUCAUGUUGCUGUUCAUGGCUGUCUCGACUACCUUGGAGUUGAGAUUAUCAGAUAUAGAACCAUCGAUGCGCCUAACUGACCUGAAUAUAUAUCAUCCUUUGAGCAGUCCGUCACGUGGAUGUGGUAACAGAUCAUCUUUCAUCCAUGCUUGGUACCUCAGGUUUCUCAUUCACUUAAAUUAAUGUAUUUGUGUUUUUUCUUCUUCAUGUUUGUUUAUAGUGUAAUGGAAUGUGUCCGAGUUGUGACCGUAUUGAAGUUCGAUGCCUAUGGUCGUAUUUAAUAUCGUAUUACUUUUUUUUUAAUUUAUGAAAUACUCCUUUUACAUAAAAGAAAAGACUGUAUAUGAGUUAUUUUUUAGAUAUUACGGUGAUUUUUAUAUGAAUAUAUUGACAAUAUAGAUUGUUAAAA
Gossypium arboreum is the source of this 1236-nucleotide messenger RNA. Its product is annotated as dihydroneopterin aldolase 2-like. Gene Ontology annotation, molecular function: dihydroneopterin aldolase activity. The transcript is spliced from 2 exons. The coding region runs from base 500 to 907 and encodes 135 amino acids. Gene Ontology annotation, cellular component: cytoplasm. Lineage: Eukaryota; Viridiplantae; Streptophyta; Magnoliopsida; Malvales; Malvaceae. The record is from RefSeq and is a predicted model, not a curated record. Gene Ontology annotation, biological process: folic acid-containing compound metabolic process.